AUGAAGUCUCGAUAUGGAGACUUGAGAUCUAGGCUUUGGAAUUAUGAUGGCGAAGGUUAUGAUCCAAAAGACUCGUUAUGGUGGAGGGAUUUAGUGGAGAUGUAUGGUAAUUCGAGGGGACUACUUCAUAAUGGUGCUGUCAAAAUUGGUUCGGGUAAUAUGGCUCGUUUUUGGAAUUCGCAUUGGCUUGGGAGAAACUUCUUAUCUGAACUAUUUCCAAGGCUGUACCUGGAAUCUGGUCUUAAACAUGACACUGUGCAAGAUAUGGGGUUUUGGCUUGGUGAUAAUUGGUGCUGGAAAGUUAUUAAAGCGCAGGAGGUUCUUAGACAACAAGCGAUCGUAGAGCUGACAGACUUGCAUACUCUUCUUGCGGAUGUUGCUUUGAGUUCAAACAAUGAAGAUGUAAUUGUUUGGCCUUUUGACGUGUCAAAAUGUUAUACGGUUCGCUCAGGUUAUAAUUUUUUACAGCAAGAUCAAGAAGGUGGGGGGUUGGACACAGGCAUUAAACAGGGGCCGGAGCUUAUUUGGGCGUCACAGGUACCUUCGAAGCUAAAAAUUUUCUGCUGGCGAGUAAUUCUGGACAGGCUUCUGACGAGGAAUUAUUUGGUGCGUCGCAGAAUUAUUGCGAAUAAUAAUGAGGCUCUGUGUGUUUUCUGUGAAAUGCAUUGUGAAGACCCAUCUCACAUCUUUAUUUUCUGUCCUAAGAUCCAAAACCUGUGGGCUAGUAUUAAGAAAUGGCCAGAUAUAGACUCGCACUGGGCAGCCGACUGUUGUAGCCAAAUUCACGUGAGGGUUACCACAUUGUCGGGGAAGAUUCAAUGUAAAAAGGCUGCAGCUAUUUGGAUGACUAUAUGGUGGUGCAUUUGGAAGGUUAGAAAUAAUAUCAUUUUUAAUAACGCGGUUUUUGAUUGCGAUGAAUUAUUCUACUCGAUCCUUUGGUACUCUUGGUGGUGGCUUGCUAUAGAAGGCAAAGAUAGAAUUAAAAGUAAUUUUUAUGAGUGA
Molecule: messenger RNA, 1002 nt
Organism: Vicia villosa (hairy vetch)
Lineage: Eukaryota; Viridiplantae; Streptophyta; Magnoliopsida; Fabales; Fabaceae
Exons: 1
Coding region: 1-1002 (333 amino acids)
Source: RefSeq, a predicted model, not a curated record